CACGGGUUCGGGCGGUAGGCACAGGCUCGGGCGGCGGCGCGAUGUUCGUGCAGGAGGAGAAGAUCUUCGCUGGCAAGGUGCUUCGACUGCACAUCUGCGCAGCCGACGGCAGCGAGUGGCUGGAGGAGGCGACCGAGGACACGUCGGUGGAGAAGCUCAAGGAGAGUUGCCUCAAGCACGGUGCUCAUGGGAGCUUAGAAGACCCUAAGAGUGUGACCCACCAUAAGUUAAUACAUGCUGCUUCAGAGAGGGUGCUCAGUGACACCAAAACUAUCUUGGAAGAAAACAUCCAGGACCAAGAUGUCUUGUUAUUGAUAAAAAAGCGUGCUCCUUCUCCACUUCCUAAGAUGGCUGAUGUCUCAGCAGAAGAAAAGAAGAAACAAGAACAAAAGGCUCCAGACAAAGAUGCUAUCCUCCGGGCAACAGCCAACCUGCCUGCCUGUAGCACAGACCGGACUGCAGUCCAGACCACCAUGAGAGAUUUCCAGACUGAACUCCGGAAGAUCCUGGUGUCCCUCAUUGAGGUGGCACAGAAGCUGUUAGCACUGAAUCCCGAUGCAGUUGAAUUGUUUAAGAAGGCGAAUGCUAUGCUGGAUGAAGAUGAGGAUGAGCGAGUGGAUGAGACUGCCUUGCGGCAGCUUACAGAAAUGGGCUUUCCCGAGAGCAGAGCUUCAAAAGCCCUCCGACUGAACCACAUGUCAGUGCCUCAGGCCAUGGAAUGGUUAAUCGAACACUCGGAAGAUCCAGCUAUUGACACACCUCUUCCAGGCCAUGCCCCACAAGCAGGGGCAGGUGCUGCAGCUACCACCUCCACCUCCCAUGAAGCUGCUGUGGGAGCAGCUGUGGGAACUAGUGCUGGAGAUGAGGAGGCCCGGGAUGAGCUCACAGAAGUCUUCAAGAAGAUCCGCAGGAAAAGGGAAUUCCGAGCUGAUGCGCGGGCUGUCAUUUCGCUGAUGGAGAUGGGCUUUGAUGAGAAGGAAGUGAUUGAUGCACUCCGAGUGAACAACAACCAGCAGAAUGCUGCUUGUGAAUGGCUGCUAGGGGACCGGAAACCAUCCCCUGAGGAAUUGGACCAGGGCAUCGAUCCCAGUAGCCCUCUGUUUCAGGCCAUCCUGGACAACCCAGUGGUGCAACUGGGUUUGACAAACCCUAAGACAUUGCUAGACAGGGUCUGGCUAUACAGCCUCCUGAAUCAAGGCUACGUCUGUGGCUUACUGCCAUUAUCUCCUCCUGUGAGGUGUACUAUGCCAUGGGCCAGAGAUGACUGUAUCCUGCUGUCCAGUGAUCUAUUUGGUCAACAACUCAGGCACUGUGGUUGGAUUUUAAGGCAUUUGAAGACAUGCUGGAGAACCCACUUAACAGUACACAGUGGAUGAACGACCCAGAGACGGGCCCUGUCAUGCUGCAGAUCUCUAGAAUCUUCCAGACACUGAAUCGUACGUAGGUGGUGCCUACUGUGCUCCUUGGCUGUGCAACCUCAGCAGCCUCCGAGGCAGUGGGCACAGGGCCCAGCCGGGAUCUUGCCUGGAUCACAGCUGCGGUAACUCUCCUUCCCUGACCUUACUGCUUAUCACCUUCUGCCAUGUGGCUGGAAAGCUGCAGUCCUAGCUUCUGCCAGGUGUUUACAGGAAGUGGCUCUUGCACUGGGAAGGUGAACGAUUGCUGCCCCAUCCCCUCCAGAUGCUCUGCUGGGCUUCCGAAGUGCUACUUGAAUUGACCCUUAGGUAUUUGCUUGUGGAGCCCACUGUAUUUUAAAGAUGGCAUGUUCUGAUCCAAAGUGUUAUGUCAAGUGUGCUAAUUUAACCAGAGUGACUCACAGAUAACUUUAAUAAAUAAACCCUUUUCCUA
Messenger RNA from Myodes glareolus (Bank vole), 1848 nucleotides. It is a transcript of the gene Ubac1, whose product is annotated as UBA domain containing 1. Gene Ontology annotation, cellular component: ubiquitin ligase complex. NCBI's taxonomy places the organism in Eukaryota, Metazoa, Chordata, Mammalia, Rodentia, Cricetidae. The record is from RefSeq and is a predicted model, not a curated record. Gene Ontology annotation, molecular function: protein binding.